AUGUACUCGCCAUCCUUUCCUUCGCGGUCUGCCACCACAGCACUGUCGCAGCACCCUCGCGAGAACUUAAGCGGCAAAACUCCACAAAAAGAACUUUUCCCACAUCUUCAGCUUCCACCUACACUUCUGCUACUGUUGGUUGAGCGUUGCCACCACAGAAAUAGCCCACUUGGUCGUCUACCUCCGCAGCGUUUUGUUACACUCGAGGCGACCACAGCAAGACCCGACAUUCAACCCAGCAGCGCCGUCGUAACCGUGCGCAAACGGGUGGUUCCUGUCCCGGUCUUCCUCGUUGAGCGCGUCCGCGCCGACGCCCGAGAGCGUCGGGAGCAACUCCGCGAGGCGCAGAAGCUGCAAGCGGAGCAGGAGCACCUCAUGCGGCUGCAGCGCCGGGCUUUGGAUCGCGAGGCGCAGAAGCAGCUUCUAGAAGCGGAGCGCUUUGAGAAGUGGAGGGAGAAGCUCGAGCACCGGGACAUGGCCAGGGCCAAGCUCUGGGAGAAAUACCCCAAGGUGGCCGAGUCUACAAGGUCCCCUCGCUCCUCGUUGGUCUCCGUGUCGCCAAGCCCCUCCGCACGCUCGCACAGCCCGCGGUCCCACCUCAAGGUGCCAUUCAGCCCUGGCCUUUCGCCAUCCUCCUCAGCGGCAGCGCUCCUCUCGCCGCGGCAGCGGCUCAAGAGCUGGGACAUGAACAUCGCCACCUACACUCGCGAGGAGGUGCACGAGCUCGAAAAAGAGCGGCGCGCCGACUUGGCCGACAAGGAAGUGCGAGUUCUUCGGGAUCGGGAGACGCGAUCUAAGGAGCGCAGUCGUCAGGAGGUGAGCUACGAGAAGUUGCACCUUCGGCGCACGGCGGAGCUCGAGGAAAUCCGCCUGGCUCGCGAGGCAAAGAAGCAGCAGGAGAUCCAGAAGCGGAAGCGGGAUCGGGAGCAGAAGCAGGAGGUCAGGGCCAUGCACAGGGCCGGCGAAGUGGGAAGCAAGGAGUAUGAGGAGAGACUCAAAGAAGUGCAGGCCCACCGGCUGCGAGAGAAGAAGGUCUAUGAGAAGCAGCAAUGUGAAGAGGAGGCCGAGCGCAAGCGCAUGCUGCAAGCUGGCGAGAAGGAACUUCAGAUUCAGGAGGCCCGCUACCGCCAGGAGCGCGUGCGCGAGCUCCAGCGACAGAAGCUGGUCCUGGAGCAGGGCGUCAAAGAGCGCGAGGCCGAGGCUGUGCGCGACGCCCGCGAGUCGGCCAAAGAAGAGCUGCGCAGGAGGCGCAUCCUUGACCUGGAGCAGAAGCGAGCAAAGGUUCUCGCCGUCAAGGCCGACCAGGAGGACCGCAAGAAGCGGCGCGAAGAGGAGAAGUGCUACAUCUACACACCUGCCCCACGACUCAGCGACAAGGUGAAGGCUUUCAACCUCCCAGUCAUGACACGGGGUGCUCCACAGGUUGAGGGCUUCCUGGUAGCCCAGUGA
Messenger RNA from Symbiodinium natans, 1449 nucleotides. Lineage: Eukaryota; Dinophyceae; Suessiales; Symbiodiniaceae. The record is from the annotation of a GenBank genome assembly.